Molecule: messenger RNA, 219 nt
Organism: Penicillium verhagenii
Lineage: Eukaryota; Fungi; Ascomycota; Eurotiomycetes; Eurotiales; Aspergillaceae
Exons: 2
Coding region: 1-219 (72 amino acids)
Source: RefSeq, a predicted model, not a curated record
AUGCAUAAGCUCAACGAUCGCGAUAGUCCUAGCGGACACAGCGAAUCCGAGCACGCCUCAGAGCUGCUGUGCGGCACAGUACGACCCGCCGGUCUGGGUAUUGGGUCUGGAGAUGUCCUUUCAUCCCUGCAAGAUGGGGCCCGAGCACCGCAGACAUCAUUGCGACCGUUUGAUGUGAGCCUGUUUUCUGCCCCAUAUGUGCUGAUCAGUGAGAAAUAG